Polypterus senegalus (gray bichir) is the source of this 1691-nucleotide messenger RNA. It is a transcript of the gene cnpy4, whose product is annotated as canopy FGF signaling regulator 4. The coding region runs from base 99 to 791 and encodes 230 amino acids. Gene Ontology annotation, cellular component: endomembrane system. The record is from RefSeq and is a predicted model, not a curated record. Lineage: Eukaryota; Metazoa; Chordata; Cladistia; Polypteriformes; Polypteridae. Gene Ontology annotation, molecular function: signaling receptor binding. The transcript is spliced from 6 exons.
UUUGACUGCGCAUGCGUGCCGGUUGCUACUCUACAUUUUUCUGUAUAUGUGGCGGAGGGGGCGUGGGUGAAGUUUCAGUAAAUUUCUGAAGAAGCAGCAUGGGGUCAUUACUUUUGCUAUUUGUUUUGAGCGUAGCGUGUCCUGCAACAUGGGCUGAGGACGAGCGGAUUCCUAACAAGUGCGAAGUGUGCAAGUACUUGACAGCUGAACUGCAGUCUGCUUUGACAAAGACUAGCCGCUCAAAAGAGGUCCUCGAGCUCGGAGAGGUGCUGGACUCUGGGAAUCGCAAGCGCAAAAUCAAGUACAAUACCUCGGAGACUCGUCUUGCAGAAGCCAUUGACAACAUAUGCCAGGGGAUCCUUGAGUACAGUGUUCAUGCAGAAAGACCAGGCAGCUUGCGGUAUGCCAAGGGCACCAGUGAAACAAUGGCCACUCUGAAGAAUUUGGUACACAAAGGUGUAAAGGUGGACCUUGGAAUUCCCUAUGAGUUGUGGGACGAGCCAUCUGUUGAAGUGUCUGACAUGAAGAAGCAGUGUGAAACAAUGCUGGAAAUCUACGAGGAAGUGGUAGAGGACUGGUACUUUAACCACCAAGACCAGUGCCUGGAGGCAUUUCUCUGUCAGAAGCAUGUUCUAAAGAAUAGUGACCAGGAGUGUCUAAAAGAGGUAUGGAAGGGUGACCCUGGGAAAAAAGAAGAACAAAGUAAACCACAGAAAAACUCAGAAGGAGCAUCAAAAGAGCUAGAAGAAGAAAGUAUGGCAGAUAAUCUCCGAAGUAUGGGGGAAUUGUGAUGGCAAGAAAUGGUACUAAUGACAUGAAUUCUCUUGGAGUUUUGAUGAACUACGGCAGCACUGGUCUAAGAAUAGCAUGUGUUUUGUUGUGCUACCUUUCUUAUUAUAGUGUUAGCCAUAUUCCUUACCUGUUAUAUACCCUCAAUGGCCAAGUGACUCAAAUCUGAGGGUUUUUUUUUUUCUUUCAAAUUUCAUACAUUUAUUCACUUCUUCAUAAAUUACCUUCCUGAAUUCCGGUUUACCCAUGCAACUAAAGCUUCCUGAUCAUUGUUGUUUUCCAUACAGACUAGGGUGUUCCAGGAGUUCAGUGAUGGCAGGAUGCCCAUAGCAGAGGUUGUUACGGUCACUGUGGAUGUUCAUUAUCUCUACAAGUCGUCACCCCAUGGUCGCAGUGAUUCAUGUAGUGUGCAACAUAUUGUAUAAAACAUGAAUGCAGUGCAUGCGAUGGCUUGUAAUUAUCAUCCUCCGUAUUUCCCCAUUGUCGAGAAGUCUCAUUCAGUUGUUCAUACAGCUAACACAUGCUUUGUCAAUAUGUUCUUGGAGAACUAAAUUGGCAGUUCAACUGUUCAUUGAUCGUCAUAAUCCAAGCCUUUCCAGGCCAAUUUUGCAAUCUCUAAUUAUUAUUAUUAUUAUUAUUAUUAUAUAUAUAUAUAUAUAUAUAUAUAUAUAAAAUACUAAUGGAGUAGGUUAUUAUUGCUUUAUUGUAUGCUGAGAAGCAGACAAAAAUUAAUUCACUGCUCCGGUUCUUAGGUGCUAUUUUGUAUUCUGUUUUAUGUUUAGUCUAAGGCUAAUAAAAAACAUUUUUUGCACUCUGGUUAAAGUGUUACACACAAUUGGAUUGUGACCUUGCAUUUAGCUAGUAAAAUCUGUUUUAAAAUAAAAGUUUUUUUUUCUGAUAAA